This is a messenger RNA of Oncorhynchus kisutch (coho salmon), 3686 nucleotides long. Its product is annotated as nucleoporin NUP35-like. Gene Ontology annotation, cellular component: nuclear pore nuclear basket; nuclear membrane; nuclear pore central transport channel. Gene Ontology annotation, biological process: nuclear pore organization; NLS-bearing protein import into nucleus. The transcript has 8 exons. Gene Ontology annotation, molecular function: phospholipid binding; structural constituent of nuclear pore; nucleic acid binding. The record is from RefSeq and is a predicted model, not a curated record. Lineage: Eukaryota; Metazoa; Chordata; Actinopteri; Salmoniformes; Salmonidae. Bases 1 to 933 code for a protein of 310 amino acids.
AUGUGUCCCCCCCUAGGCACAGAACCAAUGACUCUGGGUUCCCCAACAUCGCAUAAACCCGGCCUGGGUGCCCAGUUCCUUCCUGGGUUUUUGAUGGGGGAUCUGCCAGCACCUGUCACACCCCAGCCUCGGUCAUUUGGGGUCAUGGAAAUGAGGUCACCAUUUCAAGCAGGUGGCUCUCCCCCCCAACCUGUAGUUCCUACACCUAAAGACAAGAGUGGGGCCCCUCCAGUCAGGAGUAUCUAUGAUGAUCUCUCCAGUCCUGCCAUCGGGAUGUCCCCUAUGGGUGCACAUAAACAGCCCUUCUCAAUGAUGCAAACCCCACUGUCUGGUUAUAUGGCUGUCACACCAGGAACAGCGUCCAGUCUAUUUAGUCCUGCUAGUACCGGUCAGCAGGCCAAGUCAACAAUGUCUCCAGCCCAAGUAGACCCUUUCUUCACUCAGGGAGAUGCACUGUCUUCUGAAGACCAUCUAGAUGAUACAUGGAUCACUGUAUUUGGGUUCCCUCCGGCCUCCGCGUCUUAUAUUCUGUUGCAGUUCGCCCAGUAUGGAAACAUAACGAAACACGUGAUGUCCAACACUGGUAACUGGAUGCACUUUCAAUAUCAGUCAAAACUACAAGCGAGAAAAGCUCUUAGUAAAGACGGGAAGAUUUUUGGCGAGGCUAUAAUGAUUGGUGUUAAACCAUGCAUCGAUAAGAAUGUGAUGGAGAGCUCAGACCGAGGCUCUACCUCCUCUGGCUCAGUGUUUACUCCUCCAGUCAGAAAUGGAACCCCCAGCCACCAUGUCACUACACCUCGCUCCUCAAUGAGGCCCCUCAGUGCAGCCUAUAAGGCCUGCAGCAGUGACUACCAGGUGGUAGCUGACAGACAGACUCCAAGGAAAGAUGACAGUUUGGUUUCCAAAGCGAUGGAGUACAUGUUUGGCUGGUGAGAUGGUCUCCAAUGGCUGAACGCUUCCUAUUUAGAACUCAAGACGGAAUGACCAACUGUCCAACUGGCCUUCUGUCAUUACGGAGUCAGUUGUCUGUAUCCCUAAUAGCACUCUAUUCGUUACGUACUGCAUUACGUUUUACCAGGGCCCUAGGGAUUAGGGUGCUAUUUGGGAUACAUCCAGUGUGUAACUGAUAUACUUAACCCUGUGACUUCUAUGCACUUUAUGUGGUGGACGGGAUUUGAAAUCAACCGGAUAUUUUGUGUAGGCGUUAAAGUGUUUUUAUUUUUGUGCCAAAGUCACGUUGCUAAAUUGACCAACAACACAGACUUAAACAAAGUAAAUUAUUUUUUUAUUGGUCUUGAUUUGAUAUGAAAUGAAUCACACAUAAUGAAUACUUGUGUUUGUACCAAAUGGCACCCUAUUCCCUAUGCAGUGCACUACUUUUGACAAGGGCCCAUAGUGGUCUGGUCAAAAUUAGUGUACUUUUUAAAAUGUUUGUAGGGUUCCAUUUGGGGGAUAUUUUACAGUAUCUGAAGUAAAGAGCUGCUUUGCCUAUUAGAGGUUAAGGUUGUACGUCAGUGUCUUACACCAUGAUGUUGAAAUGGGAGCGAGAUUGUGUGGUUCGCUAGAGAAUGUUAAUUAUGAAAGGCUCAUACUUUUCAGAAUUUUUGUUUAUUACGAUUUUUUUUUUUUUUAUGCUUUCAAACUUAUUAUUAUAAUUUUUGUUUUGUCUAGCUAUUUACAAUGAGCUGUUGACUUUUUCUACUGUAUCUCAGCUGACACUUACUGUUUUUAAAUAAAUGGUGCAUCCAUUUGAUCAUUUCUUCCUUCUCUUCCUCCAUCUUCCUUCCCUCUCUUCCUCCUUCUCCUCUACUCUCCUUCCUCCCUAUUCUCUUCCUCCUUCUCCUCUUCUCUCCUUCCUCCCUAUUCUCUUCCUCCUUCUCCUCUUCUCUCCUUCCUCCCUUCCCCAUCCAGCCGGAGUUUUCAUAGUCCUGAAUGAUGACUGUUUUUACUUUUACUUGAAGACUUCUGACUUUGUUUUGUUUACCUUCUGACUGUUCUCCCAGGUUUGCGUGUCGGUCUGUAAACUCUCAUGUCAUGUUCUAGUUUGUAUUCCAGUCGGACCAUCUUUAAAGAAAAGAUUGCUUCAUAUUGUAGACACCAGCUGGUGGCUAUUGCUCAUUUCCUUCCAACCCACUAGGUUCCUUAGACUUCAUCUGAACUACAAAUUCACAGCAACUGAAGUUAUUACAACAUCCACCACCUUCUUUUUUUACAACGUAGGUAGUUCCUGACUCCCAAAUGGCACAGUAUUCCCUGUUUUAGUGCACAAAUUUUGACCAGGAUCUAUAGGGCUCUGGUCAAAAGUAGUGCUCUUCGUUGGGAGUAGGGUACCAUUUGGGGGUGAAGCCAUGAUAUGCGUGUAAAGCUUCCACUUGUUUUGGUUCUAAAGUCUGUGUUGGAAGGUCAUGCAGGUGAGUCCCGAGGCGUGUUGUGUUUUUCUGUUUUCAAUCUGAGAUGUUGGAACUGACGCAGGUGUUGAAGGUGACACUGAUCUGUUGCUCUCUGGAGGCACUGGCUCACCCUACAUCCCUGCUUUUCUACCUCUGAGACUGAUUCAUCCUACCUUUUUUUUUUUUUUUUUACCCCUCCCUCUACCCCCCCCUCUCUCUCUCUCCCUCCCUCCACACCUCUCUCUCUCCCUUCCUCCACGCCACUCUCCCUCCCUCCACCCCCCCUCUCUCUCUCCUCUCCCUCCCUCCACCCCUCUGGAGACUGAUUCAGAGUGCCAGGUCCCUGUCCUGGUGAGUUGUUUUAGGGGUGCAAGGUACAGGACCUUGAAGGGAUGGAUGUCGUAGAGAGAAUUCAUCCUGAUCAGCUGCCUUGUAUUCUACCCUUCCCUCCUGGGGCUGAUGGUAAGCUAGAUGUCAUACCACCUGACUCAUGAUUCAAGGGAAACUAGCCACUAAUAUUUUCCAUGAAGCGUGCAGACUUUGUAACAAGCAUGUAAUGUAUCGGUGACCUUUUUGUGUUUUUCAUCACACGUGACGACUCGAGGUACAAUAGAAUAAAAAGCACAGUGUAAAAUAGGUGAAAGUUCAAAGAAUUAAAGUUAUGUCGCAGGAUCUACAAAGAAUAUAAUAGUGUGUAAGAUGUCAUGGUUACUGUCGCUGUGAUCUGGUUGUCUCUGUUGACUUCAACUGGGACUGAAUGUAUUCUACUGGCUGACACACAGGAUCUCUGACAUUCACAUGUAUGCAAAUGUCAAGGUCAACCAACAAAACCCUGAGUAAAAUGCUUCUAGGCCACGACUAGAUGGUGCUGUCGGACAGUAGAUUACUGUGAUGUCAUCUACAAGUGCUCACUAGAUGGAGAUAUUUCCAUUACGGAGCAUGAGAUCUGUGGCUGGAGCAAAACAAUUACCUCUGGACCUACAGCUUUAAUAUCAACAAGUCCAUUUCUACCUCAUGUGAAUAUGGCCUAUAUUUAGCAUACUCUUUAAAUAUAGCCUACACUAGCCUACACUGUAUUUAGCCUACACUGUAUUUAGCCUACUCAUUUACAUUUAGCCUAUACUGUAUUUAGCCUACACUGUAUUUAGCCUACUCAUGUAAAUUCAUCCUACACUAUUUAGCCUACUCAUUUAAAUUUCAGUUCACUCUCAAUGUAAGGACAUAUUGGAUUGAAGAAGUAGAAGCUAGACUCCACGCCUUCUGUGAUUUUAAAAUUAAUACAUUCAUAUCCAUCCA